This is a messenger RNA of Corythoichthys intestinalis (scribbled pipefish), 2406 nucleotides long. It is a transcript of the gene abraxas1, whose product is annotated as abraxas 1, BRCA1 A complex subunit. The coding region runs from base 358 to 1287 and encodes 309 amino acids. Gene Ontology annotation, biological process: protein K63-linked deubiquitination; attachment of spindle microtubules to kinetochore; mitotic spindle assembly. Gene Ontology annotation, cellular component: nucleus. NCBI's taxonomy places the organism in Eukaryota, Metazoa, Chordata, Actinopteri, Syngnathiformes, Syngnathidae. The record is from RefSeq and is a predicted model, not a curated record. The transcript is spliced from 9 exons. Gene Ontology annotation, molecular function: microtubule binding; polyubiquitin modification-dependent protein binding.
CCCUCCUCCUUCAAUGUCUUGCUCUUGGCGGCGCAGUCCUCCAGCAGGACCUCGCGGCGUCGUUUGACGGCCUGCUGCCAGUCCACGCUUCUACCUCCGUCACCGUUGCGUUUCGUGGCCCCCGCCGCCGGUACGCCGGAUUCCUCGAACUGUAGAGCCGCUGACUUGGACACCUUCUCGCCUGCUUUCCUCUUCCAGCCGAAGGAUGCCAUAUUAUUAUGCGUCUAGAAAGAGAGGGCGCUUCUGCUCGGUGGUCACUCUACCCAAGCCUAAAAACGCAGAGCAGCGUUUGACUGCGUUUUCACGACGCCUCGCUGAUGUUCUCGAACAAGGAAGAAGCCAAAACAAGCGGACAAGAUGGCGGAGCCGGCAGUUCGCAUCCCCGGGAUAGUUUUCGCUUCUUUCUUGUUUCAACACGCCAACAGAGACUCGGACGUGGAAGGUUUGCUGUUGGGGGAAAUGCACAUGGAACAACACGUGACCAUCAGCGACACGCAGGAGGACAACGUUCGCCUCACACAAACUUACAGCGUCCACAAACACGUCAGCUGCAGACAACUCAACACCUGGUACGACGCAGCGGGCAGAGUGGACAUAGCGGCAGUUCGCCGGCUCCUGGGCGCUAACCCUCUCGAGCGUGUGAUCGGCUGGUACCGCCAGCGCCGGAACUCGGAGCAGCGAAUGAGCAUGCGCGAGACGGCGGUUCACCGGAGCCUGAAGGCGGCGCUAUGCAGGCCACUCGCCGUCUUCCUGUUAGUGACGCCCGGCACCGCGGCGGAGGCGGGAUCAACCCACCGCACCGAGUAUUCGGCCUUCUUGUCCGGCGACAGGCAGGUCCCCGUUGUGCUCACCAACAUGGCGUCUUUGGACCAUCAGGCCUACUGGACGGCGCCUGCGGCAUCUUCAGCGCUCGGUUACCAGCGUGCCGUCGCCCGACACAGUUCCAAGUUGCUGGACCCCAGCGGCCAGUUGGCAGACGUGGAGGCCAUCAACAACAUGAAUGCCGAGCUGCAGAAUGAGCUUCAGACAGCAUGUGGCGCCUUGGUGGAUAGCGAGCGCACCGUGCAGAAGAUGCUCGUCGAUGUUUCCGUCCUCAAAAGGAAGCUCAGUGAUAAGAAAUCGGCAAUUGUCAGCAAAGAGGGCCCUCCUGUGCCCAAAAGGAACUACUGCCUCCAGCUGGCAGUCCGAGCGCUCUUCACCCACUCGCCGAUCUUUGCCACGAACACGCUGACGCUGGACGCCCGCCCCGUGGCCCAUGUGAAGCUCCGCCCCCCGCCGAGAAAAUGACAAACCAGUUCCGACAGACAUUUAUUGUCCAAUAACAGAAAAGAGGAGGCGGGGCUAAUCCACAUGUUUGAUGCCGCAGAUGUUGGGGUCACGCAUGAACUCGGGAUGUUUGUGGGUCACCGACAUGAAACCUAAACACACACGAAAUCAUUUUCAGCCCAAAUAUUUCCUAUUUAUAUUUCAAUUUUGUCCAUUUGUGUGGACAAUAAAGACCAACAUUUGACCGAUUUACAAAACUUUUUCCUUCUGUGUUAACACAUUCGCCACCAUUGACAGUGACAGAUGUCAAAAUGUAUAAAAACUUGGCUAAAUAAUGUACUGUUUUUUAAUUUACUUUUUUUUUUAUUUAAAAAAAAAAAAAGGGAAAUGGCAGCCAAUGAGUUCAAUGAUUGCCUUCUAAAGGGUUGUCAUUGUCUUGUAAUGUUUAAAAAGUUUACUGACAAGUAAGUGAUAAAUUUCCUGUACCUCGAUUUUCAUAUAUAAAUUUCUAUUUGUUUUGGUAAUUAGUGAUUCAUUUUCAUGAUCUGUUCAAAGCGGAGGGGGUGAAUGAACCUACCCAUGGAGUGUGCCUUCUUGAUGGCUUUAGAGAUUUCUUUCUGUUUGCGUCCACACAAGCCUGAAAUGAACAGAAGGUACAAAAGUUCCAUUGCCAUGUGCUACAACAGGCUGAAGGCUGCUCUUCACUGGCUAACCUACAGGUAACACACACAAAUAAGUCCAUGUGCUGUGCGUGCAUGCACUUUAGUGGUAAAUUCCUAAGCUACACAAGUCUUCCCUUUACUGAUUAACUCGAGUAAUUCGCUUAGAAAAGAUUCAAAGUAAAUUUUGCUCCUUCGAGUAUUUGUUUAAAAAGUGGCGUAACGGUUUGUUUUGAAAGUGUUUGCAUUUAGUUUGAUUUGGGUGGAUACACUUCCCUCUAGUGGCAACAGUGAAUAUGACAACUCAUUUCACAUGGCUGAAUCCAGCUGCUCCCUGUUAAGAUCAACAUAAGUUUUUAUUUGAGCUAAUGUAAUUUAGUACAUAAGUAUAUUUAGCAGUUUUUUGUGGGAAUAUUUGUUUGAACCAUUUGUUAAGACCACUGUUAAAAAUAAAAAAGCAUUGGGAACACUUUAUAAUAAC